AUCCUCUCAUUCUUCUCACUGUUCUAGACUCUCAAAUCCACCCUCUGUGAACAACGUCUAUCAGCGAGCUCCUCCAUAAGCGAUUAACUUCCUUCCACGACCCCCCUUUAUCCGCGACACCAAUAUCUCACACAUUCGAACUCCUUUUCUUCGGCGGAGUCUCCCUGCUCAUUCUCUCGAUAUCUCUGGCAAACGCAACUACUAAAGGAAACUUCAAUUUGCUUUCUUUGUCUCCGGCCAAAACGGCCGGUGAAGGAAGUACCUUAUGCAUCUUUUUGUCUCCACGCAUCUCAAUGUCUCAUGGAGCCAUGCCAACAAGCCUCAGCUUCUUAUUUCGUUACAGGUUUCACUUUGUUUGCUAACAACACGUUUCAGCAUAUAAGCCUUUCUUCACUUCUCUUCUCUGCAAGACCCUUCAAACUUUUGCUAAACUCUUCACUUCUCUGCUACACCCUUCAAGCGUUCCAGCCUUUCUUUUCCACCACUUCACCUCUCUCGCGUGACCUUCUCUUCUUCUCCGCUGCACAACGAUUCUCUCUAUCUCUCUCGGUUCCAAAUCAGCCUCUUCUCUCGUGGAUUCUCCGCCAGCCCAUUAAAGAUAUCUUCAUCGUCGUUGUAUGGAAUUGGGCAACAAUAACGUUUAUGGAUUUAUUGAUCCGCAAUUCACUCAUAGUCAAAAUGAGCGUGGUAGUGUUCAGUCCUACAUACAAAAGAAGAUGUGUGAUGAUAAAAAAGAAUGUUACAUUGCUCCUUAUUUAAACAAUCAUCAUUGGCAAUUGCUCAUUAUUAAUCCUACGAAGCUUGAAGUAGUCUUUCUAUGUUCAUUGGGAAAGAAGCCGGAUAAAAAAAUCUGUGACAUAGUUGAAACAGCUUUGGGAGCUUAUAAUAAGUUACAACGUGCGAGAAAGCAAAAGAAAGUAGAAUGGUUCUUUCCCACCAGUCAAAAGCAACAAGCUAGUUAUGAGUGUGGCUAUUACAUCAUGAUUCACAUGUUGAACAUUAUAUCUGCUACUAUUGUUUGUUCAUGGACACAGAUAUUUCGGGAUUCAAAGCCAUUUCAAAAAGAUGAAGUUAAAAAUGUUCAAGAACGCUGUGGAAACAUGAUAUUGGAACAUAUUGAAGUAAGUGCGGACAAUGAUAUGAAUUAGGGUGCAAUUCUGUGUUGGAUGUUGGCUAUAGUCAUUAAGGUUCCUACUUUUGAUUGUAUUUUGAUAAGUACGUUGUUUCACCCAAGUAGUUACUCUUGUUUAUGCUUUUUUUAUAAGACUAGUGUUAUAUCUGUUGAGUUUGCAUUUUAGUGCAAAGCGCAAUGUACCUAUUUUGAUUACAAUGAUGUUUUAAUUUUAUAUGACAAUAUUUUCUUCUA
This is a messenger RNA of Trifolium pratense (red clover), 1366 nucleotides long. RefSeq lists its product as uncharacterized. Gene Ontology annotation, biological process: proteolysis. NCBI's taxonomy places the organism in Eukaryota, Viridiplantae, Streptophyta, Magnoliopsida, Fabales, Fabaceae. Bases 618 to 1148 code for a protein of 176 amino acids. Gene Ontology annotation, molecular function: cysteine-type peptidase activity. The record is from RefSeq and is a predicted model, not a curated record. The transcript is spliced from 7 exons.